Ochotona curzoniae (black-lipped pika) is the source of this 3029-nucleotide messenger RNA. RefSeq names its product zinc finger protein 665-like. Gene Ontology annotation, molecular function: RNA polymerase II cis-regulatory region sequence-specific DNA binding; DNA-binding transcription factor activity, RNA polymerase II-specific. The record is from RefSeq and is a predicted model, not a curated record. NCBI's taxonomy places the organism in Eukaryota, Metazoa, Chordata, Mammalia, Lagomorpha, Ochotonidae. The coding region runs from base 254 to 2455 and encodes 733 amino acids. The transcript has 5 exons. Gene Ontology annotation, biological process: regulation of transcription by RNA polymerase II.
GAAGGUCGCCCCGCGGCGCGUGAGUUUGGCUGUGUCCGUGUGUCCGUCUGUGAGUCCCUGGCUCCGCCGGCGUGGACGCCUCGAGUCCUGUCCCUGGCCGCGUCCGGCUCUCCUGGGGCCGGCGGGCCCUGCAGCCUCCCGCUGCCUGCAGGGAGCCGCUCUCCCAGCGCCGGACGGGGUCGGCCGACACCCCGACCUGCCCCACGGGGACGUGUGCUGCUCCGGCCCCUGAGGGAUCGACUUCUGGAGACCCAUGUUGCCUGAGGAGGAAGGCCAGAAGAGGAGGAAGAGGGAAGAGAACGUGGCGGGGAUGGCCCUGACCCAGGGACGGGUGACGUUCGGGGACGUGGCGGUGGAGUUCUCCCAGGAGGAGUGGAAGUGCCUGGACCCCGCUCAGAGGGCCCUGUACCGGGACGUGAUGCUGGAGAACUACAGGAACCUGCUGUCCCUGGGUAUUUCUCCUAAAUGUGCGGUCAGGGAAGGAGCUUCGUCCCCAGGGCACAGCGGUGUGGGGAAGGCAGCCCAGACACUGUGUUUGGAGAGCAGUGAGAGCAAAGACUUUUCCCCCAGAGAAGUCCAUAAAAAUAAAAAUGACUUUGAAUUUCAAUGGACUGGUGAUGAAGGAAAUUUGGAAGACUUGCUUGUGAUUCAUAAAGAAAGUCUCGUUGCUGGAAGAGGUGAGCGUGGCAGAGAUGAGAGAGACGGUGCUGAGCAAAGCGGCCUCUGCUCGGGCCCGCCGGCACCCGCGCCCUCCGAGGGCGACGGCGGGGACUGUGGGUGCGUGGCGCAGGCCCUCCGCGGCUUGCCCUUGGGCUCUCCACCUCAGCCAGUCCCUGCUCGUGUGAAAACUCACAUUGCUGAUGACUAUGGGAAUGACUUCAUCUAUGCGUUACUAACACAGGAGCAGAAAGCGCACGUGAGGGAAAAGCCUUACAGGUGCGAGGAGUGUGGCAAGAUCUUCAGUUACACGUCGUCCCUGGCGCAUCACCGCAGGAUCCACACGGGGGAGAAGCCGUACAGGUGCGCCGAGUGCGGCAAGGCGUUCUUCAGGCGCUCUUACCUCCUGGUUCACGAGAGGCAUCACACCGGAGUGAAGCCCUACAAGUGUAAUGACUGUGGCAAAGUCUUCACGCAAAAUUCCCACCUUAUAAGUCAUCGGAGAAUUCACACUGGAGAAAAGCCAUACAAGUGUAACGAGUGCGGCAAAGCCUUCAGCAUCCGUUCCAAUCUAACUAAUCACCAGGUCAUCCACACCGGGGAGAAGCCCUACAAGUGCAGCGAGUGCGGCAAGGUCUUCAGUCAGACGUCCAGCCUGGCGAUUCACCGGAGAACCCACACCGGGGAGAAGCCCUACAAGUGCAGCGAGUGCGGCAAGGUCUUCAGUUCACACUCCAACUUGAACACCCACCAGAUCAUCCACCGCGGAGAAAAGCCCUACAAGUGUUACGAGUGUGGCAAGGUGUUCACUCAGAACUCGCACCUCGCGAAUCACAGGAGAAUCCACACGGGGGAGAAGCCCUACAAGUGCAGCGAGUGCGGCAAGGCCUUCAGUGUGUAUUCAAGUCUGACCACCCACCAGGCCAUCCACACCGGGGAGAAGCCGUACAAGUGCAACGAGUGCGGCAAGGUCUUCACCCAGAACUCGCACCUGGCCAGCCACCGGGGGAUCCACACCGGGGAGAAGCCGUACAAAUGCGAGGAAUGUGGCAAAUUCUUCAGCCAGACUUCCAACCUUGCAAGGCACUUGAGGGUUCACACCGGGGAGAAGCCUUACAAGUGUAACGAGUGUGGCAAAUCCUUCAGUGUGCGUUCAAACCUAAUUGCCCACCAGGUCAUCCACACCGGGGAGAAACCCUACAAGUGCAGCGAGUGCGGCAAGGUCUUCAGUCAGACGUCCAGCCUGGCGAUUCACCGGAGAAUCCACACCGGGGAGAAGCCCUACAAGUGCAGCGAGUGCGGCAAAGCCUUUAGUUCUCAUUCCAAUCUAAACACCCACCAGAUCAUCCACCGCGGAGAAAAGCCUUACAAAUGUAACGACUGUGGCAAGGUCUUCACUCAGAACUCGCACCUCGCGAACCACCAGAGAAUCCACACGGGGGAGAAGCCCUACAAGUGCAAUGUGUGCGGCAAGGCCUUCAGCGUGUACGCGAGCCUGACCACCCACCAGGCCAUCCACACCGGGGAGAAGCCGUACAAGUGCAGCGAGUGCGGCAAGGUCUUCACCCAGAACUCGCACCUUUCAAGUCACCGGAGAAUUCACACCGGGGAGAAGCCGUACAAGUGUAAUAAAUGCGGGAAGGCGUUCAGCGUGAGCUCCAGCCUGACGACUCAUCAGUUGGUGCACACCGGGGAGAAGCCUUACACAUGUAACGAGUGCGGGAAGGUCUUUGGGCGGCGUUCAAAUCUUGCAAGUCAUCGGAGAAUUCACACUGGCCUUUUAAAGCCUUAUAAAUGACUGGCAAAGCUUUUGGUCUGGGUCCGCUUCUUUCACGUUAGAGAAUUUAAGAAAAGCUACACAUACACUGACUGGCAAACCACUCAACAAGAGGAUGAGCGGUAGAGCUACCCAGAGCCGUCGGCCGACAGCUUCUGUAAGUGGGAUGCGGCGGGCGCUUUGUCCCGGACGCGGUGCGAAGUACAGCGUUGGUCCUUGAUGAGAGCACACGGGUGCCGUGUGUGUGCUGGAGCCCCUGUGUCUGGAUUUACGGGAAUGCCUUGGUCUCUGAUUCUCUUAAGGUUCAUCUUCCGAGUUCUCUUCCACAGAAUAAUUGCAAGCUACAAUGUCCUCAAGUUCACGCCGUGCUGUGAAGUGUUGGCAGGCCUGGUUAUCUUCAGGUAAUAAAACGCUUUGCCGAGAACAGUUGUGAAACGGUAGUGCUGUGCUGCCUUCCGACCGCUGGCGAUCUCUGCGGAGGACUGGAGACAGCGGAAGGCCUUCACUUCCCGCGAGCAUCACCCCUGUCCGAGAAGUAGGGGAGGUUAUUGUUUUUGAGGUUGAAUACUUGGGAGGAGGCAGGGAAUCCUGGAAC